AUGUAUCUAGGUUUUAUUGUCACAUUAUUUUCAUUUUCUGACAUUUCCGCAUUUUAUCAUGAUCCAGGAUUAUAUGCACCCGGUUGGAUAGACUAUCUUAACCUCCAGGAAAACCUCACCAACGAUUUGUUUGCCAACUAUGACCCAACAAUUUCUACGGUUUACGCUGACAUAGCCGACUGGGAACCAUUAGGUGACAACCCAAGAACAAUUGAUCGCUGGAAUUAUACAAUUUUGCUAUAUUACCUGAAAUUGGUAGAAGUGCAAGAACCAGCAGAAAAAGUAUCAGUUGUGUUGGAACUUGUUGAGCGAUGGUAUGAUCCAAGACUUUCGUGGAACAUCUCGUUAUAUUCCAAUGUUUCAACAAUUUUUGCGAGGCAAGAAAAAGUUUGGAGUCCAACAUUGUCGCCUUUUGGAGUAAAUGAAAUUAUCGACUUUCGAGAUCAAGAUUUUCGGCUCAUCUCCAUUGACUUUACUGGGUAUCUGAAUGAUUAUUUGUCUGUCCGGGUUUCGGCAAACUGUCCUAUGGACGUUUCAAGAUUCCCAUUUGAUUCGCAAACCUGCCAAAUCAGAUUCUGUUUACCUAUAUUCAACAUACGGCAAGUCAAAAUUCUCAACGAAAUUUAUGAAGGUAUCCUGCAAGAAAAAAUAAUCAAAACUAUGGGAAACUCCGAAUGGAAAGUUGUCAGUCUUACUAAUCGUGUGGAGCAGCUGAAGUAUGAUGACGAUUACGGAAAUAUGGAUUUGGCAGUUUUUGAAAUUACAAUAAGAAGAAAUCCACUGUACUACAUCUACAUGAUAGUUUUCCCUUCUUUUGUCAUAAAUGGAAUUUCAAUAGUUGGUAUUUUCUUGAAGAGUGCCGACAAAAUGUCAAAGCUUAACGUUGGUCUCACAAACAUAAUGACCAUGACAUUUAUCCUCGGAGUGAUGGCUGAUAAGAUACCAAGAACCGGAAGCAUUCCAUUACUUGGAAUUUACAUUAUUAUAAAUCUUCUAAUUAUGAUAAUUGCCAUUACAGUUGUUGUUCUAAUCACUGAACUUCGCCAAUGGGCUGUGCCCCGGCUCAAACUCAAAAAGAGUUACAUGAGCAGGAAACUAGAAACGUUUCUGGGCUCGCCAAUUGAGUACACCUGUGCAAUUCUAUUGGAGUUUCUGACAACCGCUAAUUUUUUCGUUAUGAUUGGAUUUUGGUUUGAGGAUUUAUAA
Molecule: messenger RNA, 1206 nt
Organism: Caenorhabditis elegans
Lineage: Eukaryota; Metazoa; Nematoda; Chromadorea; Rhabditida; Rhabditidae
Gene: lgc-16
Product: Neurotransmitter-gated ion-channel ligand-binding domain-containing protein
Exons: 9
Coding region: 1-1206 (401 amino acids)
Biological process (GO): monoatomic ion transport; monoatomic ion transmembrane transport
Cellular component (GO): synapse; membrane
Molecular function (GO): extracellular ligand-gated monoatomic ion channel activity; transmembrane signaling receptor activity; monoatomic ion channel activity
Source: RefSeq, marked reviewed